Molecule: messenger RNA, 2440 nt
Organism: Tachysurus fulvidraco (yellow catfish)
Lineage: Eukaryota; Metazoa; Chordata; Actinopteri; Siluriformes; Bagridae
Gene: pcbp4
Product: poly(rC) binding protein 4
Exons: 15
Coding region: 246-1670 (474 amino acids)
Biological process (GO): negative regulation of mRNA splicing, via spliceosome
Cellular component (GO): nucleus; cytoplasm
Molecular function (GO): mRNA binding
Source: RefSeq, a predicted model, not a curated record
UUGUUCUACAGUCUCUCUCUCACACACACACACACACACACUCACAUCAGGGAUUUUCUUCCUCUACAGUAAAAGCCUUGCGCUGACAAUGUGGACACCGGGCAGGAAUACUGAACACAAUUUCGGCUUUGUUUGAUCUGCGCGUGAAGCUCCAAAAAAAGAAUUGAAAGAGAACAGGAGGACAAAAAAAGGCAGUUCAUCAGUUCAUCACCUUGAACAGCUCCAUUAUUUUUAGAGCUUCUUUCAUGCGACUCCCUGCGACGGACUCCACAUCCAGAAUGAACUGUGAGCAGGAUUUCGGAGACGGGGGCAUGAACGUCACUCUCACCCUCAGGUUGCUCAUGCACGGCAAGGAGGUCGGGAGCAUCAUCGGGAAGAAAGGAGAAACGGUGAAGAGGAUACGAGAGGAGAGCAGCGCACGCAUUAACAUCUCCGAGGGUUCUUGUCCUGAACGGAUCAUCACCAUCACCGGCCCCACAGAAUGUGUGUUCCGGGCCUUCACCAUGAUCACAAUAAAGCUGGAGGAGGACCUGGCUGCUCUGGUGGCUAAUGGCACAGUCACCAGCAAGCCUCCAGUCACGUUGCGACUGGUUAUCCCUGCCAGCCAGUGUGGCUCUCUAAUUGGAAAAGGUGGCUCAAAAAUCAAAGAGAUCAGAGAGAGCACCGGGGCACAAGUGCAGGUCGCAGGAGAUCUGCUUCCCAACUCCACAGAGCGAGGUGUGACGAUAUCCGGGAGCCAGGAAGCCAUCAUCCAGUGUGUCAAACUAAUCUGCACUGUCAUACUCGAGUCACCUCCAAAAGGUGCGACAAUUCCAUACCGCCCUAGCCCCUUACCCGGGGCGGUACUGCUCUCUGGAAAUCAGGUUUUCGAAGCUUCUGAGUUUGGGUCUCACCCUCUUUUCUCAGUGGCUCAGGGAGCUCUGGAUCUGCAACAAAGACACAAUGCCGUCUUGAAGCUUUGCGCUUCACUAAUAGCAGUGGUUCAGGCAUACACUGUACAGAACCAAUAUGGCAUUCCACAUUCAGAGCUGGCCAAGCUGCACCAGUUGUCCAUGCAACAAGGUUUGACCCCAAUCGCUCAGCCAGCAGCUACAGCCGUCCUGCCUGCAGGCAUGGACACCAGCACCCAGACAGCAUCGCAGGAGCUCCUCAUUCCAAACGACCUGAUUGGUUCCAUCAUCGGCAGGCAAGGUACAAAAAUCAACGAGAUCCGCCAGGUUUCCGGCGCCCAAAUCAAGAUUGGCAGUCAGUUGGACAGCACCAGUGACAGACACGUCACCAUCACAGGCUCUCCAAUCAGCAUCAACCUAGCGCAGUACCUCAUCACAUCCUGUUUAGAGACCGCCAAAUCCACCGCCCAGUCCUCCUCCAUGUCGAGCCCCGUAGAGCUGAACAUGAGCUUCACCCAGCCCGCCUCCCCUGCCUCGUCCUCCGCCGCAGCCCUGGCAGCGAUGGGCGCUCUGCCCCACGCUCCAAUCCUGGGCGCUCCCUAUGCCCUCCCCCUCUCCAGCCUCCUGGGAAUGAAAUCCGUCCCCUUCCUGACACUCUCGGCUCCCGCUGGCACAGCCGCCGCCGCUCCGGCCCACGCUACCCUGGCAUCCUACACGGCCAAGAUCUCUUCAGCCAAUGGAAUCAAGAAACCGGAGCGCCAGAAAUUUGCUCCGUACUGACCCUCGUCUUGAAAGAGACAAAAAUAAAUAAAUCUCAUGUCUGUUCAAAGCAAAGUGAGGAGCUCCUCUACUUUUACCUGUUGUAGCCAUGUAGUUUAAAGAGACUUUACCCUUUUUUUGUUUGUUUUGUUUCGUUUUGAUUUAGCUUGUUACAUAGCUUGUCCUGAACUUUAGGACAAUAGCGUAUUUAAAACAAUUCUCUUUGUUUUUUUUUUCUUCCCUGGCUGAUGUAGCCUCGAAAGCCAUAGCUUCUUCCUACCCUCAAAUUUUCUCCGGAUCCUAAUACCCGUCUAUUGUCCACUCUUAUUUAUUAACGAUUACAACAUAUUCCCGCAAAAGACUUUAUACGAUGAGACACUGGUGACUGAUGCUAAACACUUCUGUAUCAGCUUUUAUACAACGAUAUCUGUGUAUGCCUCUGUAUACAAACUUUCUCAUUUUUUUAAUACUCUAAACUAUAUAUUAAAGAAAAUAGGUGGGGGGGGAGGGGGAGGUUUUUAAGAAGUUGACAGGUUUAAACGCUCGCAUUGUGUUGGUUGUUUUUUUUAAUGUUUUGUCACAUUUGUUUAAAAAUGGGUUAUUUAUUUUAUUUAUUAUGUAUGUUUUGUUUUACGAUAAGUGGUUUCCAUGACGACAGCCGUCUCCACUCACAGAUAUACAGUUUCUCACUGUUCAUUUACGGAGGUGAUGUGACUAGGGCCUUUUUCACUGAGAGAGAAUAAAAAGGCCACACACACACACACACACACACACACACACACACACACACA